CUCGCCAAUUUGAACGAGUUGCAGAAAACACAGGAAUACGCCUUUGUAGCUAGUUCUAGAACAACGGCAAAGUAUGCGAUUCGCGCAUCGCCGUACGACGGGAAAGAGAGAAGAACCAGACCCGUCUCUUUCGCUUGGGAGGGACGACGCCGGCGAACAAGAAGAAGCUAGCAGCCUAGCACUCGACCGACGACCAGCCUCGACGACGCGGCGCUAGGAGAGCUGCUCCUGAGCUCCAGCUCCCCACCCGACCACCGUAGCCGUUGCGCCCGCCGCGGCCGUAGCAUGAGGUGGCCACCGCCGAUCUCGCUUCGCCGCCUCCUCUUCCUCUUCUUCGUCCUCGUCGAUGCCCUCUGCUCGAUUCCUGGGACUUUUUCAUCAAGGCUUGUCACACUUGAUACCAUUGAUAUAUUUACUACUCAUGAAUGGUUCCCCAGCAAGCCGAUUGUAUAUUUCCGUUGCAAUGGAGAUAACAAGAUAUAUUUGCCUGAUGUCAAGGAGGCAAACUCGAUAUAUACUUUUAAGGGUCAAGAAUCAUGGCAGCCCUUAACAGAGCUUCCUGAAAAGAAAUGCAAGCGAUGUGGUUUUUAUGAAGAGGAUACAUUCAAACGUGAUGAUGUGUUUGAUGAAUGGGAGUUGUGUUCUAGCGAUUUCAAAGACGGCAAAUACACCCACUUUAAGGAAGGCCAGUUCAAUGCAACUUUCCUAUGCCCAAAUUGUACUGCCUCUGCUGGUGAUUCUGGAACUCAUGAGUCUGCCUCGGAGGUGGAAACUAAGAAGACAUCCGUUGUGGUUAUCAUAGUAGUCAGUGUCCUUGCUUCAGUCAUUCUCAUCAUUGCCUUGUUCGUGGGCUACAAAUACUGGCAGAAGAAAAGGAGGGAGCGAGACCAGGCGCGAUUCCUCAAGCUCUUCGAAGAGGUAGAUGACAUUGAAGACGAACUGGGCCUUGGCAAUGAACUCUAAGACAGCGCGCACAGUCUAACUACUGAUCUUUUCAGAUGUAUUUUCCACGUUGUCAUGUAUAAAACGGGCAAUUUUUUAUUUGAAAUUUUGUAGUGUAUAGCAUACCCAUAGUUUAAAGAAAUGAUUCUGACAAAACUGUGAUUCAAUUCAUCAAUGUUUCUCCUGA
Molecule: messenger RNA, 1129 nt
Organism: Phragmites australis (common reed)
Lineage: Eukaryota; Viridiplantae; Streptophyta; Magnoliopsida; Poales; Poaceae
Exons: 4
Coding region: 286-963 (225 amino acids)
Source: RefSeq, a predicted model, not a curated record